Molecule: messenger RNA, 5683 nt
Organism: Homarus americanus (American lobster)
Lineage: Eukaryota; Metazoa; Arthropoda; Malacostraca; Decapoda; Nephropidae
Gene: Nhe1
Product: sodium/hydrogen exchanger 8-like
Exons: 15
Coding region: 235-2295 (686 amino acids)
Biological process (GO): regulation of pH; sodium ion transport; proton transmembrane transport
Cellular component (GO): Golgi apparatus; membrane
Molecular function (GO): sodium:proton antiporter activity
Source: RefSeq, a predicted model, not a curated record
AAAGUUGGCUGUCGACGUAAACGUAAACAUUGUAGACGUCAUAGCUGUUCACACACUCAGCUCUGCCACUUCUUACCUGGAUGUGUCAUGUGUGAAGCCCAGUGUGGUUCCGAUGAUGGAGAGUUCGAAAGAAGUUCACUAUUAAGGAAGACAAGUACUCGUACGGAGACUGCUUGGGUUGUGAUAUAAGAAUUAAUAUAAGGACAAGGGCCGAGACUACCCUCAAACUCCGUAAUGAGCUGGAGAUUAAUACUAACGUUGGUGCUAUGUGUGACGCUAGUGUUGGGACAAGAUGCCAGCUUAACAAGUGACCAAGAAACCCCUCAGGCAGUGGUGAAGGCAGGAACGGAGAAUGGUAAAGGAAAUGACACUGAUAAACCUCCAGCCCUGAAGCAGAGUAUAGACACUCAGUCGGGAGGGGAAGUAAAGAGUGCUGAAAGUAAAGCCUUAGAUCCUACAACUCCAGCCACCACUACAACCACUGAGGCCCCACAUCUCGAUCUUCAUGUUGGGAACUCCACCAUCAGCAAUGUUUGCAACAUCACUUCAGAGGAUUACAGCAAAUUAACGUCAUUCUACCCUCAGCAUUGCAGCAAAGAUGGUGGGGAAACAGAGGGACAAGAUACAGAAGGAGGAAGUGUUGAUGCUGAUCCUGCAAAUGAGACUCAGCCAUGUCAUACAAGUGUUGACCUACCAGAGAUGGGCGCUGCAGAACAAGAACAUUUGUCAUCCCUCUCCAUAUUUCUCAUCCUCUGUGUGCUGGCUAUGUGUGUGAUAUUGAUAUUCUUCCUACUGAAGACUAAAUUGAACUACCUACCAGAGAGCGUAGCAUGUGUUAUAGUGGGUGGAGUGAUUGGGUUGGUCCUGAAGAUUCUGUACAGCCAACACAUAGCAAACUGGCAGAAGGAGGAAACUUUCUCACCCACUGUGUUCUUUCUCGUCAUCCUUCCACCCAUUAUAUUUGAGUCUGGCUACAAUCUUCACAAGGGCAACUUCUUUCAAAACAUUGGAUCCAUUAUUGUAUUUGCUGUUGUUGGCACAUUAAUCUCUGCACUGAUUGUUGGAGGAGGAGUUUAUCUCCUUGGACAGGCUGAUGUGGUGUACGAACUGAGUUUUGUGGAAAGCUUUGCCUUUGGUUCUCUAAUAUCUGCUGUGGAUCCUGUGGCUACAUUAGCUAUCUUCCAUGCACUGAAUGUGGACCAGGUGUUGUACAUGCUUGUGUUUGGUGAAAGUAUCCUCAACGAUGCUGUCUCAAUUGUCCUUACCAGUACAAUCAUUGAAAUGGCAUCACCAGCUAUGGCAACCAUGGGUUCUGGAGAAGCAGUGUUAUAUACAGUAUGGCGAUUCUGUGUCAUGUUCUUUGCCUCUGCUGGUAUUGGGGUUGCAUUUGCUCUCUUGAGUGCUCUAACCCUGAAGUAUGUUCCUCUGAGAGAGUACACUUCCCUAGAACUGUGCAUCAUCAUAAUCUUCAUAUAUGCUCCAUAUACACUUGCAGAAGGCAUACACUUAUCAGGUAUCAUGGCAAUUCUCUUCAAUGGAAUUGUGAUGUCACACUACACACAUUUCAACAUGUCUCCAGUGAUGCAGAUAACAAUGCAGCACCUCAUGCGCACAUUGGCCCUCAUUGCCGAGUGUACAGUGUUUAUCUACUUGGGAUUAGGUCUAUUCAGUUUUAGGCAUCAGUUCCACUUGGCCCUUGUUUUAUGGAGCAUUGUGCUGUGCCUCUUGGGUCGUGCUUUCAACAUUUUCCCACUCUCUUGGCUUGUUAAUAAGUUCCGUGACCAUCAGAUCAACUACAAAAUGAUGUUUAUUAUGUGGUUUAGUGGACUUCGAGGUGCUAUUGCUUAUGCUUUAGCCCUUCAUCUUGAGUUCAGUGAUGAAAAGCGACAUGUGAUUGUGACAACAACACUCACUAUUGUCUUAUUCACCAUAUUUUGUCUGGGAGGUUCUACCAUGCCACUUAUUAAGUACUUAAAGGCUGACAAACGACAGAAAAACAGAAGACCCAAGGAACGUGACAAAGAAAUGACAUUGAGCAAAACUAGAGAAUGGGGCCAAGCUUUAGAUUCAGAACAUUUAUCAGAGUUUACAGAGGAUGAAAGUGAUACUCCAGUAGGUGCUCAAGCUAGAGGAUUCCUCCGCCUUGACAUUCUCUAUCUCCGCCCUUUCCUUAUUCGUCGGGUGACACACCAAGAGGUCCGGUCACAUGCCAAUGACCUGAAGAAGCAGUGUUAUCAGUCAAUCAAUGUUCAAGCUUCAGAGUCGGAAGAAGAAGAAAUUUUCUCAGCACGCUGAAGACUUUGGCUCAAGAUGGUAUAACUUAACAGAGAAAUGUAUAUCUCCUGCCAAACUGUUACCCAAGUGCUAUCCAUGUGUCUGUUCUUAGUUGUUGAUGUUGCUGAAAUGUGCCAUUUUAGACUUUGUAUUGUUUCAGAUGAAUUGAUUGAAUGAUUAGUACUAGUGUUCAGCAUGCAAUGUUUACCGAACACAGCAGUUGACAGGUUAAAAACCUGGUUUCAGUUUUGUAGAGAGAUGAUAAUCCUCUAAAUAUCCAUAAUCAACUAAUAUUUCUUUAUGCUUAGGAAUUGUAUAUUUGGUGUAGGAAAGAAAAAUCUUGAACAUUUUAUUCAACAAAUACCCUUAUACAGUAUUGGAAGUAUAUUGCACUGAACCUUCUAAAGAAAUUAAUUCCUGUAACCCUGUAAGCAAAAAGUAAAAACUACAGUACAGUAUAGGUUUCCACUGUUCUUUCAACAUUGUUAUAGCUCUUCUAUAUACCUUAUACGUGUAUACAGGUAUAUUUUUUAUUGUUGAUAGUGUUGAUAGGACUCUGCACAGCAGUUCAUUAGUGCUCUGUCCAAUCAAGUAAAGGAUUGUCUUAGUUCCUUAGUAUUGCUGUGCACUAUACCCACUUGCUUUUGUUCCUUAUUUUUUUCUGCCAACCAUGAAAAAGUAUAUUAAUUGUUCUUUGUGGUAUAGGUUAUCAAUUGAAUAACAGUAUUUUGUUUUUAAGUGCUUACUCAUUGAAAAAUCUCGAUUCUGUCUACAUCACACGGUUGAAAAUUCUCACUUUUCAUGACAAGUUCUUUGUUGUAUGGAAGAAAGUUCAUUUAUCUACCAUGUAAGAACCCAGGCGGUUAAACUGUUGGUGUUAUACAAUACAUAUACUGUGUACCUUCACAACUCUCAGGGUAUUGUAAUGAGUCAUUCAAUGACUUUGCCCUUGCUGAUGGUGUCAUGAAACAGUGGAGGUAUUAAGUUAGUUAUUUUGCUUAUUUUUUUUUUUUUAUUUUCUCGCUCUGUCUCUUCUGUUGUUCCUGUAGGACAGGCAUGGCCAACCUUUCCUCAGUCUUUGGCCGCAUUACAAUUUAAGUAUUUUUCUGCGGGCCAACCCACCAAAAUUUAUAUCCUACCUAACCCAAAUGUAAUGUUAAUAUUGUUUUAGCACGGACAGUGAAACAGUUUAUCGUCACGUCCACCUUACAUUAUUUUGGUUUACAAUCACAGUCUUUUUCCCAUUUAUGAAACGAACCCAUCAUAAUAAUUUUUUAAGUAAUAUGUUCAUGUUUCUUGACAUUUAAGAGACGAUCAGUGAAACAGCAUUUGUCGUUCUUAUGAGACACACCCACCAGAAUAAUGAUAAUGCCAAUGUUAUUCUUGGCAUAUGAGGAACUACAAUGAAACAACCUAUAUAUUUUGGCAGUUUUGGCCAAAUAUUAGAUUUUGUUGAAAAUCUCAGUAUAGGUACUCCUGAGUGUGCACAUUGAGAAUCUAUGGUCCAUGAUUCAAUUGCAGGAUAAUUAGUGGUCGUAAUAAUGCUUGGAAUAUUAUAAUUACAUUAUUUCAGUGUUAAUUACUCACCAACUAUGGGUUUUGAGGUGCAAUUUAGGUGUUUUUGUGUUAUUCUGGAAGUACUUAAUUAGUUAAACCCUGUGUAACUACUGGCCAUGAUCCUACUUGGACUUGCCCAAUCUUAGUUAAUUCCCUAGUGACCAUUCUGCCACAUAGCAGGUAAUCCAUCAAACAGACUGCGCUAAACUUGGCCCAUAAGAUCACACAAUUUAAAAUGUUUACAUUGUUGACUACCGUAUACAGUAUAUAAUUAUUUCACCGUUACAUUUUCUUAGUUGCUUACUCUUAGGUGAUCAAACAGUAACGAAUUUUGUGUGAAGAUUAUUCUUUUAAUAAAUAUUGCUUUACUCACCGUAAACUGGCUGUAUUUACCUGAACCGCGGCCACAUUAAAUAGAAUUUCUCGAUCAUUCCACGGGCCACACAAACACAUGGUCGAGGCUGCAGGUUGCCCAUGCCUGCUGUAGGAGAUUAGCUCCCCUACAGACAUAUUUAAGAGAAUUAGGUAAAAGGUUAAGGGAAUAAGGUUCUGCUUUGUAAUAAUGCCCUUGUUAUAAUGAAAAUGUCUAUUUUGCUCAUGUACUAUAACAGAAGGAUUAAUGUAUAUUGUGAUAAUUGUAUUAUAUUUGAAUAUUUUGAGAGAUUUUAUUAGAGGGAACAUUAAUAGACAGAACUAAUGCUGAUUAUAAGUUUGUUAUAGCAUUGAUUUCUCAUUUUCAAGGAAGUGCCUGCCUUCAAUAAUAACAGCUGUUUUUCUCAGUUUCCUUGAUAUCCUUUUCAUUUUGAUGACACCUUUCAUAAAGCUGUUAGAAUCAAUACUGUAAUUCAAUAAUCAUCACAGCAUUUUGUAUGCAUUCCCCUGUCCAUGAGAGAUUUCUGUGGCUUUCAAAUAUGGUGCAAUAAAUCUGUGAUUAUAAGGAUAAGAUGAUGAGUAUUAUUCUUUACGUGUUUAUUCUAUUCUAUUAUGAACAUUUUGCAACAGAAUGUACAAUUUUAUUAACAUACUGUAAAAGGAAUGUUCUUCUCAUUCCUGAUUAAAAUUAUUUCCGGUUUGCAUUUAUCAAAAUUUGCCAUUUUAUUUAAUUAAAUUUCCUAUUUUCUUUGAUUUAAACUUCUCAUUUUCUGUGAAUAAAUUUCCCAUUUUCUUUGAUUAAUAUGUCUAAUUUCUUUGUUCUUUUUUUCUCGCCCACCAGGCCCCGUUGGUUGUUUGACCAGUGCCCGGGUGGGCUAAUUCCCGUAAAAAAUAAUAAAAUAAAAAAUCCACGUUUUCUUUUAUUGAAAAUUUUCAUUUUUAUUUUGUUAAAUUUCUCAUCUUUUUUAACUAAAUUUUCUUGAAAAGAAAAUGGGAAAUUUUAAUCUUAGAAAAUUUAUAAAACUUUUUAUACAGGUACAUCAUUGUGGAGUACAGUAUUUGACUAACCAUUUAAUUACACAUUAGAAAAGUUAACAAUACCAAGUUUUUCCCGUAUCCUUACAAGAUGUGAGAGAAAUGGAAUUGGUGUGUGUAGGAGUUAGCCAGAUUAAAAAAUAAAUAAAUGAAAUGAAAUUUAAUAAAAGUUUGUAGAACCAGUAUGGGUUGUAACUAAGUUCUAAGAAAUUUGAUCAGUGGCUUAUGAUAAAAUUAUAUCAGUAGUGUAGCUGUUGCAAGUGAGAUUAGGAUGUUUUCUCUAUCAAUUCUGUUGUGUAUACAUAAACUGGGCUAAGAUCUGUAAGAAAAGUGAUCUUAUAAUUGCUGAAUGUACUGGGGGCAUUUACACACGCACUGUUAUUUAAAAUAUAUGUUUAAACCUUAAUUACAAUGGAAAUUUUCACCAAUAAAUUAAAUUAAAGUU